This is a messenger RNA of Austrofundulus limnaeus, 1186 nucleotides long. RefSeq names its product crystallin, beta A1a (gene cryba1a). The record is from RefSeq and is a predicted model, not a curated record. NCBI's taxonomy places the organism in Eukaryota, Metazoa, Chordata, Actinopteri, Cyprinodontiformes, Rivulidae. Gene Ontology annotation, molecular function: structural constituent of eye lens. The transcript has 6 exons. The coding region runs from base 220 to 810 and encodes 196 amino acids. Gene Ontology annotation, biological process: visual perception; lens development in camera-type eye.
ACUAAAGCCCAGCAGCUCAGUUCUGAAACAAUGAGCACAACAGCAAUGUGCUGACUCCUGCCCCGACCACGCAGGCUCGGCUGCUUUUCAGCACCGGCAUGUAUAAAUAGGUCUGUCUUCUCUGGGGGUCGGGACAUCGUUUUUGUGGAGCCCCUUUGAGCGCUGAACAACUAUUCUUUGGGGCCCGGUCAGUUAAUCCACUCUGAAACACCCAGUAGAAUGGCUUUGAAUAAUCCCAACCCACUUGGACCAUGGAAGAUCACAGUUUACGACCAAGAGAACUUCCAGGGUAAACGUUUGGAGUUUACCUCAGCCUGCCAGAACGUCAUGGAGUGCAGCAUCGACAACAUCCGCUCCCUCAAGGUGGAGUGUGGGGCCUGGGCAGGAUACGAGCACUCCAGCUUCUGCGGGCAGCAGUUUGUUUUGGAGAGAGGAGAAUAUCCUCACUGGGAGUCAUGGAGCGGCAGCAACGCCUACCACAUCGAGAGGAUGAUGUCCUUCCGCCCCAUCUGCUCUGCAAACCAUAAAGAGUCAAAGAUGGUGCUGUUUGAGAAGGAGAACUUCAUGGGACGCCAGUGGGAGAUAAACGAUGACUACCCCUCCCUGCAAGCCAUGGGCUGGGGCAACAACGAGAUCGGAUCCAUGCAGGUUCAGAGCGGCGCUUGGGUAUGCUACCAGUUUCCAGGAUACCGUGGGUACCAGUACAUCAUGGAGUGCGACCGCCACGGCGGCGAGUACAAACACUACAGGGAGUGGGGCUCCCACGCUCAGUCCUUCCAGGUGCAGUCGCUGCGUCGGGUCCAGCAGUGAGGCCUGCAGCCUCCCACUCUUUACCUCCUCCUCUUUUGUUUUUCUUCCUCCAUUCACCCUGUCAUUCCAGCAUCUUCCGCUGCUUUGAAAGUUUAUUAUUUACAGAAAUCCUGUUUCGUUGCCAAAAUCAAAUCAAACCAUUGGAGAGAGUCGAGAAGAGAGAAAAAAACAAACACUGAAGAGAAGUUUCUGACGGAUGAGCCCAUGAGGAACAACGGAGGGGAAGUUAAAAGGCUUCAAGGUGGUGACAGGAUGAUGUUUGUUCACUCAGUCAUUGCUUCUCAUGUUUGUGGAUAACUACGCUGCUGCCAGUGAUGAAGAGACAAGGAACUGGCCACUAAAAAUAAACACAAAUUAAUGAGUCUGCUGCUAAAUA